Molecule: messenger RNA, 906 nt
Organism: Thermothelomyces thermophilus ATCC 42464
Lineage: Eukaryota; Fungi; Ascomycota; Sordariomycetes; Sordariales; Chaetomiaceae
Product: Intradiol ring-cleavage dioxygenase-like protein
Exons: 2
Coding region: 1-906 (301 amino acids)
Biological process (GO): catechol-containing compound metabolic process
Molecular function (GO): ferric iron binding; catechol 1,2-dioxygenase activity
Source: RefSeq, a predicted model, not a curated record
AUGGCCUCUGAUAAGCCCUCCCACCGGUUCGACCCCAACUUCACCAAACAGGUGAUUGAGGGUAUGGGCCCCAACACCAGCCCUCGCGCCCGCGUGGUGCUUGGUGCCCUGAUCCGCCACAUCCACGACUUUGCUCGUGAGGUUGAGCUUACCAUCGACGAGUGGAUGGAGGGCGUCAAGUUCAUCAACUCCCUGGGCGAAAUCUACGUCAACAGCAACAAGACCCGCAACGAGACGCACCGCAUCUGCGAUAUUCUCGGUCUCGAGUCACUCGUUGAUGAGAUCGCCCACAAGAUCGUCUCGGACACCGGCUUGGACCCCACCUCGUCCUCGAUCCUGGGCCCAUUCUGGUCGCCUAACGCCCCUUUCCGUGAGCUAGGCGGCGUCAUCUUUCAGGACGGCGUGCCGCCCGGUGGCCGUGUGGUCAAGAUGCACGGCGUGAUCCGCGACAUCGUGACGGGCAAGCCCAUCCCCAAUGCCGUCUUCGACAUCUGGCAGGCCUCGGCCAACGGCAAGUACGACUUCCAGGACCCGGAGAACCAGACGCCCAACAACCUGCGUGGCAAGUUCCGUGCCAAUGACGAGGGCAAGUACUGGUUCUACUGCCUCCACCCGACCGCCUACUCGCUCCCGCGCGACGGGCCUUCGUGGCAGCUGCUCACCUUGAUGGACCGCCACCCCAUGCGCCCCGCUCAUAUCCACAUCAUGGUCACCCACCCAGAGUACCAGGGAUGCACCACCCAGCUCUACCCCAGCGACGACCCGUGGGUCAAGAGCGACACCGUCUUCGCGGUCAAGGAUGACCUCGUCGUCACGUUCAAGCCCCUUGAAGGUGACGAGAAGGCGACGCUCGAGCUCGAAUACAACGUCAACUUGGCCCCCAAGGGCUACAAGGGCCGCCUCUAG